Molecule: messenger RNA, 12123 nt
Organism: Rattus norvegicus (Norway rat)
Lineage: Eukaryota; Metazoa; Chordata; Mammalia; Rodentia; Muridae
Gene: Mical1
Product: microtubule associated monooxygenase, calponin and LIM domain containing 1
Biological process (GO): regulation of regulated secretory pathway; negative regulation of apoptotic process; sulfur oxidation
Cellular component (GO): midbody; cytoskeleton; intercellular bridge
Molecular function (GO): oxidoreductase activity, acting on paired donors, with incorporation or reduction of molecular oxygen, NAD(P)H as one donor, and incorporation of one atom of oxygen; small GTPase binding; monooxygenase activity
Source: RefSeq, a predicted model, not a curated record
AAAGAAAGAAAACUGAGAAAAAUACUUAGGUUUAACUUUUAGAAGUAAGUCCAGUUCCAUGGUUUAUGUGGCCACAUUGUAAGCCCUUCCAGACUCUGUAGCAAGGGACCAGGUACCAGUCUUGACUGUACCAUCUGACCAGCUGUCACAGGAGAAUCAGGAAGUGAUGGCAACUUUCUUGCCCUAGCUCCCUCAUUACUCUGACUACCCCCUGCUUACUCUUCAUGACAUUCCUAUGAGGUUAGUAUCAUUAUCAUUAGGCCCAUUUUACAGAUGAGAAUAUUGAGGCUCAAAUACACACCCUGUAUAUGGGUGUGUCCCCAGUACAUACCCUGCCCUUUGGAAUGAACCUCCUUUUUAAUAGCUUUCUAAAACAAACUUUUAUAAAGGUUUGCUUCAUUUUUAUAUUUAUGGGUGUUUUGCCAGCAUGUAUGUCUGUGGAUCAUGUGCCCUCAGAAGUCAGAAGUGAGUGUCAGAUCCCCUGGAUCUGGUGCUUUUGAUUAAAAACAGGUGCAUUACUACCACACCUUUAAUUCCAGCACUCGGGAGUCAGAGGCAGGCAGGUCUCUUGAGUUCUAGGCCAGUCUGCUCUACAGAGUGAGUUCCAGGACAGCCAGGGCUGCAUGGUAACGUUGUCUCAAAAAGCAAAACAACCAGGAUUCAUGCAAUUCCUGGGAUUUCUGGGAUUUCUGGGAUUCCACAUGGUUUGGAGACCUGGCCAUGGUCUGACUUAGUAAGCACUGCUUUUUCAACAACUGGGGUUUAUGUUAUUACAACCCUGGUUAGAAAUGUGACAGAUGGGGGCUGGGGAUUUAGCUCAGUGGUAGAGCGCUUACCUAGGAAGCACAAGGCCCUGGGUUUGGUCCCCAGCUCCGAAAAAAAGAACCACAAAAAGAAAAAAAAGAAAUGUGACAGAUGGCAGAGAUCCAAUGUCUCUGAGACCUCUUCCCCUAGCUUCCUGCUUGCUUUCUGUGUCUUUCCGUGUCCAGCCUUCCACCUUUCAGAGACGUCAGGCAUGCUGCAUUGGCCCACACUAAACCUAAUGUGUAACUGCAGUAACUCUUGAAAGGUCCUGUUUCCAAAUGCAGCCCUGCUUGGAGGCAGUAGGGUUGGGGCUUCAACAUAGAUUUGGGAGGGGGAGGGGGCAAGGCACAAUUCAGUGCUAAUGGGCUAUGCUGAGAAGGGACCGUGCUAGGACACACCCGUAACCCAUAGGAAGCAAGUCCUGCUUACUCUUCAUGACAUUCCUAUGAGGUAAGUAUCAUUAUCAUUAGGCCCAUUUUAUAGAUGAGAACAGUGAGGCCCAAGGAGAUAAAAGCCAUAGAGUGGCAGAGCCGGAACUGAGGCCCAAACCUGGCUGAUCCCAUUAUACUGCAUUGACAAAAAUGAGUUGAGAUGGAAAGUAAGUUCCGUGUCUGAAAGGCUGACACACAAUCAAACGUACUUAGUGUCUCUCCUACAGAAAGGGACCAGUGCUGUCUCAGUUAUACAGCAUUUUUGCUAUUAAUCAGAAUUUACCAACUAGAUAGACGUUAUUUCGAAGGUGGGCAUACCUUAAGUUGCCCCCCCACUUCUAUUUUUUAAAGUAAGAAUUUUGAGUCUGGAACAGAUUUGUUUUAUAAGCAUUAAGCUACAUUUGUAUUUUCAGUUUCUAAGUUUCCGCCUAAACCCUCAUGAAAUCUAAGGAAACCCUUUGUCCUUGCUUUUGUAAAUAGGGAUAACCUCUAAAACCACAAUCUCCCUGGCCUACCUUGCCCGCUUAGGACGGAGUGACCUCUGAAAGGAGCUGGAGCCACUGUAAUCAUCUUGUUUCAGUCAGCUCACGUGACUAAGCCAGAGGACUUGGGCUAGCGGGCCCUUCUCACCUGAACUGCCCCACAUUAGACAAGUCUUUAACGCUCAUUCAACUAGAGUUUUGGUAAAAUAGGAACCUGACCACCUUUCGGUGAUAUUGUCAAAGGAUCGUGGCUCUUUGAAAAGUGAUUAACUUCUGUGACGUACAAGGAAGAAAAAAAAGAAAUGCCCACUCUCGGGACAGAAACUCUGUGUCCUGGGCCGGGAUUUACUAUUUUGACUCUUGGUAACUGUAAUAGAGCCCAUCAUGAAUUUGAAAGUGAUUUUCCAAGAGUAGUUUGACUAUUGGCUUUAAUUUUGGUUUCGUUUGUCCAGCCGGAACCUCAUACAGGUCAGACUGGGCUUGAUGUUCUCAUCCCCCGUCUCCACCUACCAAGUUCCGGCAUUUCAGGUGUGUAACAGCUCCAUGUUACUCUCUCCCCGUUAAAUGAAAAGUUAGACUGAAGUACCGUUGGGCAAAAUUACAGAAAGCCACAUUUUCCAAAUUACAUGAUUAGGUGACUUUUGGUCUGGAGAAGUCCUUCUAAUUGUGUUUGAAGAACAAAAGGAAAUGUGGAAAGAAUGGGGUCCCUGCUGUGGAGGAGCCUGUGAAAUCCUUCUCUGACCUGCAGAGAAACGGAUGUGCAGAGGGCAGGCUACAGAGUAUCUUAACGAGGCCACACCUCCAAAGGAGUGCUGCUCCCUGGCCGAGCAUAUUCAAACCACCGCAUUCCACCCCUUGAACUUAUUCAAAUAUGAGCCUGUGGGGGCCAUACUUAAACAUGGCAUAAUGAAGACUACACUUAGUCCAACUUCCAAAGUCUCCAUAAUCAUGGCAGUCUCGACAAUGUUAAAAAUCCAAAGUUCAAAGUCUCUUCUGAGAUCCAUCCAAUCACUUCACAGUAAUGCCCAAAGCAGGGCAGGAAAUCAGCUGGGCAAACUCCAAACUCUGCAUUUCCAUAUCUGAUACCAAGGCGGUCUUCACAUCCCCAACUCCUUUUUCCUCUUUGUUGGGCGCAAUAAACUGCUGUCUCCUGGGCUGGUUCCACUUUCUGUUAGCAGCUUUCCUCAGCAGAUAGCCCACGGCUCUGGCAUCUCAAACAUCUUGGGGUCUCCAAGGCAACUUAAACGUCACAGCUUUUUCCCCCAGUGUCUGGGAUUCACACAUAAUCUGGGCUCCUCCAAAGGGCUGGCGUCACUUCUCCAGCUCUGUCCUCUGUAGCACUCUAGGCUCUGGUCGACUCUACUCCAUUGCCACUGCUGUACUUGGUGAUCAUCCAAUGGCACUGGCAUCUCCAAUACGCUGGGGUCUUCCACUGAAACUAGGCUUCAACAAUAGCCCCUCAUAGGCUCCCUUCAUGGUUCCAAACCUCAACUUCUUCAAUGACCCUUUCAGUCCUGGACCAUCAACUGCAACUGAGGCUGCACUUCACCAAUGGCCUUCCAUGGCCUCUCAGAGUGCCAAGCCUCAGCUGCUCUUCAUGGUCCCUUCAUGCCACCUGGGUGACUCUCACACAUUACCAAGUCCAGCAGCAGCACGAGUUACAACCUUGGCUUUCUCUGGAACACAGUUUCUUUGUACUCUCAGGAAUCACUUCCCAAAAGAUUUCACCUCAGUGAUGCUGGUCUCUUCUUAACCACCACUAAUUCCUUAACUCCAGCCAACCAGCAUCAACUGUCCCAGUAGUCCCUUCUAUUCUAGACGUUAAAGCCAGAGCCACAUGGCCAAAGCUCCCAAGAUCUGCUGCUUGCUGGAGCUGGAACAUCCCCCCCCCCCCAAUUCUAUUACCAGCUUUCUGUUUUCCAACUCCCUCACUGCUUAAGCUUGGCUGUCCUGAAAUUUGCUCUGUCAAUUGACCUUGAACUCAGAUCUGCAUGGUUCUGUCUCCUGAAUGCUAGGAUCAUGGGCAUAUAUUGUACCCCAUGCCUAAAUUUAAGCUUUUCUCUACUUGGAAUUGUUCUAUACUAGGCUGGCCUUGAACUCAGGAAUCUGCUUGCCUUGUCUCCUGGGAUUGAAGGUGUGUACCACCAUGCUUGGACCUAAGCUUUUCGAGGACACAGUUCUUCAAGAUCCAGAUCAAAAUCUGUGUCUUCCAGCCUCAAGAUCUGGAUCACAAGUGUGCCCUCCAUUUCUGGAUUAUGGUUCAUUCCAGAUUAAAAGUCCAAACUAUUCCUUGUUCAACUGCAAACACACACAAUAAGUUUAGCUGGGUGGGGUCUUACCCUGAGAUCACCUCUCCCUUAAUCUCUUAUCUCCUUGAAGACAGGAUUCAACUCCAUUUCACUUUCUGAUGUCCCUUUAUUACUUGAACCAUACCUUUUUAUAUUUUUCCUUUUCAUUAAAAUGCUCUUCAUAAGACUAAACCAGAGAAAAAGUCUCUGAUGGUACUUCCUUUGUCAAUGCAACUAAUAUAAAUUUAAACCUCUUGGGCCAGGUCUGCAAAGUUCAAAUCACUCUCAGCACUACCCAGUUCCUGGUACCAACUCCCGUCUUAGUUAGGGUUUUACUGCUGUGAACAGACACCAUGACCAAGGCAUCUCUUAUAACCACAACAUUUAAUUGGGGCUGACUCACAGGUUCAGAGGGUCAGCCCAUUAUCAUCCAGGUAAGCACAGUGCAGUAGGAGCUGAGAGUUCUACAUCUUCAUCUGCAGGCCACUAGAAGAAGACUGGCUCCCACGUGGUUAGGAGGAGGGUCUUAAAGCCCACACCCACAGUGACACACUUCCUCUAACAAGGCCACACCUCCAAAUAGCGCUGGCUCCCUGGGCCAAACAUAUUCAAACCACAACACAGAGGGAUAAGUGUGGAGAGGAGUGGGGGAAAGGAAAGUUUAUUUCAGAUUCAUCCAGUCGUAAAGAGGAGCAGUUAUUUAGUUUUUGUGGGGAUUCCCUGCCCCUGGUUAUUUCGUAACAGGGGCUCUGGAGCUCAGGCUGACCUUGUUAUGUAAUAGAGGAUGACCUUGACCUUGAUCCCCCAGCUUCCUUCUCCUGAGUGUUCGUGCUACAAAUAGAGACCACUACAUCCAGUUUGCAUAUGAUGCUGGGUAUAAAACUGGGGAUUCUUACGUGCCAGGCAAGAUUACCAACUGAGCUACAUCCCAGGAGUGGCGUUUAUUUAUUUAUUUAAUGUAUAUGAGUGCUUUAUCUGCAUAUACGCCUGCAUGUCUGAAGACGGCAUCGGAUCCCAUUACAGAUGGACAUGAACAACUAUGUGGUUGCUGGGAUUUGAACUCAGGACCUCUGGAAGAGCAGUCGGUGCUCCUAACCACUGAGCCAUCUCUCCAGCCCUCCAGGAGUGAUUCUUUUUUUUUUUUUUUUUUUUUUUUGGUUCUUUUUUUUUUCAGAGCUGGGGACCGAACCCAGGGCCUUGCGCUUCCUAGGUAAGCGCUCUACCACUGAACCAAAUCCCCAGCCCCCAGGAGUGAUUCUUAAUGAGGCUGGAUGCACGCAGGCAUCCGUGCAUGCCUGCAUACCCUCUGCCCCACAUGGGAUCUAUCACCAAGUGCUAUCAGGUUUGCCCCAGGCUAUCUUUUGAAUCUAUCCUGUCCCCAUCUUCACUGUACAUUGUGUCCCUUCCCUAGACUCUGCCACGGGUUCUGAGUAAUGGUUUGUAAUCCCCCUGCCCAGACCCUUUCUCCAAUAGAAAGUUGUAUUUUUGACCAUUGUCACCUUAGCAACAAACAGAAUAAAAUACCUGUGUCCUGGCUGGUUUUGUGUGUCAACUUGACACAAGCUGGAGUUAUCACAGAGAAAGGAGCCUCAGUUGUGGAAAUGCCUCCAUGAGACCCAGCUGUAAGGCAUUUUCUCAAUUAGUGAUCAAGGUGGGAGGACCCAGCCCAUUGUGGGUGGUGCCGUCCCUGGGCUGGUGGUCUUGGGUUCUAUAAGAGAGCAAGCUAAGCAAGCCAGGGGAACAAGCCAGUAAGUAACAUCCCUCCAUGGCCUCUGCAUCAGCUCCUGCUUCCUGACCUGCUUGAGUUCCAGUCCUGACUCCCUUUGGUGAUGGACAGCAAUGUGGAAGUGUAAGCUGAAUAAACCCUUUCCUCCCCAACUUGCUUCUUGGUCAUAAUGGUUUUUUGUGCAGGAACAGAAACCCUGACUAAGACACCUUGCUAAACGGAUAGAUUAUAUUAUUUUAAUUAUGACUUCAACUCCUUCUGCAAUUCUCUGCACCUAGAAUAAAAUCCCCAACCCAGCUUCCUCUUGGGCCCUUCUUCUGCAUUCUCACUUCCGGCCACACUGGUUGGUUACCUCUCUAUUGGUCUAAACACAUCCAGCUCAUUUCUGCCUGAGGGCCUAGGAGCAGGUGGUUUCUCCGCCUGGAAAGUUGUCAGAACUCCCCAACCCACACCAUUCAAGUCAAAAUUAUGUGAGGCUCUUCCAGACCCUCUAAUCUGAACCCAGCCAGCACCUCCAAACUUAGACAGGAUACACCUUUGCUUCACUGCCUGUUUUCCAUUGGGAACUGUGGCUCUCAGGGUUGCACUGACUCUAGGCCAGGCCCAUGAGAGCUGAAGAUUCUGGGCUUCAGAUUUAAGGCCAUAUUAUAGACCAACAGAUGUCUGCUGGGCUGUUAGAAAGUUUCUUUCUGGCUCUAAGCCCAGGAGAUCAGAGGUUGGGAGGUGAGAUAAGGAAGUAAAACAUGGCUCUACAGAAAGACAGAACUUGGUCUGACACACACACACACACACACACACACACACACACACACACACACACACACAUAGAGAGAGAGAAGAGGAUCCUGUCCUUAAUGCCUCGGGACUUUAAACUGAGCAGCUGCUAAGGCAAUGUUUUCCAAAGCCAUUAGAAUGGGAUUCUUUUAAAAUGGAAUUUUCACAGGUGGGUCAUUUAUUUUAUUUACUCCAACGUGAACUAUAUAGCCAGUAUGACUAGGCUAACUACUUUUAGCUCACAUAAAUACACAACUGAGGAUCAUAACUCAAGACUCUAAUAAGGAAAAAAGGAAAAAAUGCUUGGGUUUUGGGUUUUUUUGUUUUGUUUUGUUUUUGUUUUUUUGUUUUUGUUUUUUUUUUUCCUGUACGUUUCUGAGAAGCGGCAACAUUCAAUAAAAAGAACCCAGACCUGAAACUGGCUAAGGAAGUUGAGUCAUUAAAAAAUGCCUCGAUUUAGAGACCAGGAGAUUGAGGUUAGUGAUUUCCAGCCACAGCAGGCCUGGUACAGAAAUCUGACCUACAGACAGACAGACCUUCUGGAGUGCAGACCACUGCCCUUCCCACAGCUCCCUGGCUGUACUGUGGGUCUUUAACUAGCAUCAAGGAGAGCUGUAAGUCAGCAGGUUUUAAGAGUCGAGGAACUCGUUCUAUGAUCUUUUGAAAAGACAGCUUUUACAAUUUGCUGCUCAUAGAGCAACCCUGUUUGGCUUCAACUACAGCCUCUGGAGGAACCUGGGCCUUCGUAAACAAGACCCAGUACGUGCUGGCGUCCAUCUGCUAAUGGAAGGGAAAGGCACGGAGAGUGAAGGCUGGAAGCCCAUUUGUAGUGCACUUUUUAGAGCAUUUUCACACUGCGUUCAAAUAUGGGUGUGUCUGACAUUCUGCAAAUUUGUUCCAAGCAGAAUGAUGUCUCUCAAGAACACGAGUGGGCCCAGAUCAAAGGCUUCCCUGCCUUCCAGAGUGUGUGACCUGUGUUGGUCUCUCCCGGCAGAGAUCGGGUAUUUCCUCUUCCUUCUCUCUCUGCCCCAACAGCUGCGGCUGAGUGUGCUGAGCGCUGGGGCUUUACUGGGUGUCCCAGUGUCUUUAGACAAAAGGUCAAAUGAUUGAUUCAAACACAAACCCGCAAAGACAGCCAUUGAACCUCAGCUCUUUUUGGUCCCCUUAUCUCAAGGAGAGAGAAUGUAGCCACCUCUUCCUAGGUUAAGCACUUCUCAUGAAUGUCAACCUUUAUUUCCGCCCCAUGGAUUAACAGUGGUAGGCAGGAAUCCAGAACGGCCUGGGGGCUGAUAGCAUCCAUGCCACUGGCUGUUGAACUUGUGUGGUCAUGAAGUCUCGUUGACUUUUUCAGGAAAACAGUUUUUGUCAACGCUCAUGCAAUAAAUGACAACUGCUGUUUUAUUAACUUUAACCAAAGCUGCUUGAUUUUGAACAAUUCCUUUCAUGAUACAACUUAAGGGAAAAUACAGAAUUCGAUUCCAAAGUUUCUCAGCAUUGUCCGUUUCCUGAGUCUUGAUUUUAGUUCUGAACCUUGAAUUCCUAGCCUCUCCCACAUUCUGCCUUUCUUAGUUGAACAUACGAACACAUACACACACACACACACACACACACACACACACACACACACACACACACGACUCCCGAGUUCCUUACUUUGUGUGGACCGGGACUUAAGCUUUGUCCUUAGCCUGAGCCUCCGUGCCAGCUGACCUGUCCCAGGAGAGAUGGACCCCGCAACUGGAUCCUCGGUGGCGCCCAGGGUGUGGAUUUCUCGGUGGGAGAGGUGAAGGGAGCUCAGAAAUCUGGCGCCACCCUCGGACCCUGCAGCUUAAACAAACUUCUUGCCGGAGGCCUGAGCCCACUCCGCCAGCUCUCGGAAGUGGCCCACAGCUUGGGUACCACUGGGGCGGACUCAGGCACGGUCACUCAAGUCUCUGCUCUCCCUGUCCCAGCCAGGCCAGACAGUUUGGAGGCCCCCAGCAGUCCCUGGUGUAGACAGAGCCACGCCCCACAGCACCACCCUGCAGGCAAGGGCGGGGCCCAGGCUGUCCCAAGAGGAGGACUGCGGCGUAAUGAGGUGCGGAUAAGUCUUCCUCUGUGUUUUGCGCUGGCGCCGCGGUCCAGACUCCUCGGAACUCCCCGGUUCCAGAGCCACCAGGCCCUCUCUUGCUUUCUCUGCACCACCCCUUCCUCUGCCCUAGCCCUGGGAUACCCUUCCGACAGGAAGCGGCUUUUCCAGCCCCAGAAACGCCGGGCACUGGGUUUCCCCACAGCUGCUCCUCUUGUCAGCAGGGGCCCCAUAUGGCUUCACCAACCUCCACCAACCCAGCACAUGACCACUUUGAGACCUUUGUGCAGGCACAGCUGUGCCAAGAUGUACUGAGCAGUUUUCAGGGGCUCUGUAGAGCCCUGGGAGUGGAGUCUGGUGGGGGAUUACCCCAGUACCACAAGAUCAAGGCCCAGCUCAACUACUGGAGUGCCAAGUCACUGUGGGCCAAGUUGGACAAGAGAGCAAGCCAGCCUGCGUACCAGCAAGGCCAGGCCUGUACCAACACCAAGUGUCUCGUGGUAGGUGCUGGGCCUUGUGGACUUCGGGCUGCAGUGGAGCUUGCACUGUUAGGUGCCCGAGUGGUGCUUGUGGAAAAGCGUACCAAGUUCUCUAGGCACAAUGUACUCCAUCUCUGGCCCUUCACCAUCCAUGAUCUCCGGGCACUUGGGGCCAAGAAGUUCUACGGGCGUUUCUGUACUGGGACCCUGGACCAUAUCAGCAUCCGACAGCUCCAGCUGCUUCUGCUGAAGGUGGCGUUACUGUUGGGGGUGGAGAUUCACUGGGGCUUCACUUUCACUGGCCUGCAGCCCCCUCCCAAAAAAGGGAGUGGCUGGCGUGCCCGGAUCCAGCCCAGUCCCCCAGCCCAACUGGCCAGCUACGAAUUUGAUGUCCUCAUCUCAGCUGGAGGAGGCAAAUUUGUCCCUGAAGGCUUCACCAUCAGAGAGAUGCGCGGCAAACUGGCCAUCGGCAUCACAGCCAACUUUGUGAAUGGGCGCACGGUGGAGGAGACACAGGUGCCAGAAAUCAGUGGCGUAGCUCGGAUCUACAACCAAAAAUUCUUCCAGAGCCUGCUCAAAGCCACAGGUAUUGAUCUGGAGAACAUUGUGUACUACAAGGACGACACCCACUACUUUGUCAUGACAGCCAAGAAGCAGUGUCUGCUGAGGCUGGGGGUAUUGCGCCAGGACUUGCCAGAGACUGAUCAGCUGCUGGGCAAAGCUAAUGUGGUGCCUGAGGCUCUGCAGCAGUUUGCCAGAGCAGCGGCCGACUUCGCCACCCAAGGCAAGCUUGGGAAACUGGAGUUCGCUCAGGAUGCACGUGGGCGGCCCGAUGUGGCAGCCUUCGACUUCACAAGCAUGAUGCGGUCAGAGAGUUCUGCUCGUAUCCAAGAAAAGCAUGGUGCCCGCCUACUGCUGGGGCUGGUGGGGGACUGCCUUGUGGAGCCCUUCUGGCCUUUGGGCACUGGAGUGGCCCGAGGCUUCUUGGCAGCCUUCGAUGCAGCCUGGAUGGUGAAGCGGUGGGCGGAGGGUACUGGGCCUCUAGAGCUGUUGGCUGAACGUGAGAGCUUGUACCAGCUUCUGUCACAAACAUCCCCAGAGAAUAUGCAUCGAAAUGUAGCCCAGUAUGGGUUGGACCCUGCCACCCGAUACCCCAACCUGAACCUCCGGGCUGUAACGCCCAACCAGGUACAAGACCUCUAUGACAUAAUGGACAAGGAGCAUGCUCGGAAGAAGAGUGACGAGACGGAUGCCCGGAAGACAACCACAGGGUCUGCAGGCACUGAGGAGCUUCUGCACUGGUGCCAGGAGCAGACAGCUGGCUUUCCUGGAGUCUCUGUCACUGACUUCUCUUCCUCGUGGGCUGAUGGGCGAGCUCUGUGUGCCCUGGUACACCGCCUACAGCCUGGCCUUCUGGAACCCUCAGAGCUGCAGGGCAUGAGCGCUCUGGAAGCCACUGCCUGGGCACUGAGGGUGGCAGAAUAUGAGUUGGGCAUCAUACCAGUGUUGUCUGCACAGGCCGUAGUGGCAGGCAGUGACCCACUGGGCCUCAUUGCCUACCUCAGCCACUUCCACAGCGCCUUCAAGAACACACCCCACAGCUCAGGCCUUGUCAGCCAGCCUCACGGGACCCCUAGUGCCAUACUUUUCCUUGGCAAACUCCAGAGGAGCCUACAACGGACCCGGACCAAGGUAGAGGAGGAGACUCCGUGUACUGAGGAGCCUCCUGUCUCUGAGCCCAGUGUGCCCCCAGCUCUGCCCUCCGAACAUGAGGAGGCUGGGGCAGAGGAUGUGUGUGAGCUCUGUGGGAAACGCCUCUACAUCCUGGAACGCUUCUGUGUGGAUGGCCAUUUCUUCCACCGCGGCUGCUUCUGCUGCCGUACCUGUGAGGCCACAUUGCGGCCAGGUGGCUAUGGGCAAUAUCCAGGAGAUGGAUAUUUCUACUGUCUCCAGCACCUACCCCAGGAGGAUCAGAAGGAGGCAGACAACAAUGGAAGUCCAGAGAACCAGGAGCUCCCAACACCAGGAGACAGUACCACACAGUCAGGCCCCUCCUCUCCUGUACCUCCUGUGACGGAGGCCAGCCCUGUCCCAAGCCCCAGCCAACCUGCACGUCGGCUGAUCCGCCUCUCCAGCGUAGAACGCCUACGGCUAUCCUCCCUGAACAUCAUCCCUGACUCAGGAGUGGAGCCUCCACCCAAGCCCCCACGGAGCUGCUUGGACUUGGCCCAAGAGUCCCUCAAGAGCAGCUUUAUGGGCUGGGGUGUGCUCCGGGCACCACAGGUUCCUGAGGCCAUAGAGAAGGGGGAGGAGGAAGAAGAAGAGGAGGAGGAAGAAGAAGAGGAGGAGGAGGAGCUUCCGCCACCUUUGGCGCUAGAAGUGGAACAGGGGCCAGACCUGACUGCCCCAACCCUCCCACAGUCACUGCUGACCUUGGCCAAGAACUCAGGCGACAUGACUAAGUACCCAACGUGGCGUCGAACCCUCAUGCGCCGUGCCAAAGAGGAGGAGAUGAAGAGGUUCUGCAAGGCCCAGGCCAUCCAGCGGAGACUAAACGAGAUUGAGGCUGCUAUGAGGGAACUGGAGACCGAAGGCAUGAAGCUGGAGGUGGCCUUGAGGAAAGAGAGUAGCUCUCCAGAAAAGCAGAAGAAACUCUGGCUAGAGCAGCUGCUACAGCUCAUUCAGAAGAAGAACAGCCUAGUGACUGAGGAAGCCGAACUCAUGAUCACGGUGCAGGAGCUGGACCUGGAAGAGAAGCAGCGGCAACUGGACCACGAGUUUCGGGGCAUCAACCGGGAAGAAACUCUGAAGACCCAGGCCGACCGACUGUCUGAGGACCGGGUCCUAAGGAAGCUGUUGGAUGUGGUGAACCAGCGGGAUGCUCUGAUCCAAUUCCAGGAGGAGCGAAGGCUCAGAGAGAUGCCCGUAUAGAUGGGGGCCCGGGGCUAGAAGAGGACGAUUAGAGGCCUCUGAGCCCCAUAAGCAAGACACCAUCACGAGGGCUGUACCCCUGCCAUCUGGACUGCUUAGUCAGGGGCUUCGUUGUUUACAAUAAAAGUGUGUGCCACGAA